This is a messenger RNA of Neodiprion virginianus, 1901 nucleotides long. It is a transcript of the gene Naxd, whose product is annotated as ATP-dependent (S)-NAD(P)H-hydrate dehydratase. Gene Ontology annotation, biological process: metabolite repair. The record is from RefSeq and is a predicted model, not a curated record. Bases 543 to 1559 code for a protein of 338 amino acids. The transcript is spliced from 2 exons. NCBI's taxonomy places the organism in Eukaryota, Metazoa, Arthropoda, Insecta, Hymenoptera, Diprionidae. Gene Ontology annotation, molecular function: ATP-dependent NAD(P)H-hydrate dehydratase activity.
CCUUCGUGUCAACAAAGAUGCGCGAGAAGCGUUUUCAUAUCAAUACUUUUAUUCGAAUUUCUUCAGUAUCGUAUAACUUGGUAUUUUACUUUCGAAUAAUCGCCGAAGGGUUCAAAUUCUCGGACAAUACUCGAUGGGCUGAGCUUCUACGUCAUGCUGAUAGAUGGCACCCGACAACCCUGCGAUAACUAUUGUUAUCAUUUAACCUUUCUGGCCGCCAACGAACGUUCAGUGGUUUAGUUAUACUUGGCGCGUUCGCUCGUCGAAAAUAUUUACUCGACGUUGAGAAAAGAAUAAAGGUAAUUUGCUUCUGUCGUGGAUACAGUCGCUUAACGCGCAUAGCUUUUACGCCGCCUCAAAAUUUGUGAAGUCAUGCAACCGACGGCCUACAGUCCAACAUCCGCAGUUUGAAUCACUCUAAUUCUACAUACACUCGUUACGGAUAAAUUGAUCGAUUUGAAAAAGUAUAAAUAAGCCAAGAGUAUCAGUUCUUCGUAGCUUGCUUGUGCUGUCGCCACAACUGUUCAUUUAACCACGAAUCUAUGAUCUUCGCUACAAGGUUGUUUAUGUGUAGGUCUACCGAGCACUUGUUCAAAUUCAAAUAUUCAACAAUGGCUUCUUCCGCCUCGAACGUUGACGAGCGGAUGCUGAAGGCUUCCCGGAGGAUAGUCCCGGUCUUGAGCACCUCAAAAUACAAGGGUCAGGACGGAAGGAUUGGAAUAUUUGGCGGGAGUGCCGAGUACACCGGAGCUCCGUUUUUCGCAGCAUUGAGCGCACUGCGAGUCGGGGCCGACUUGGCCCACGUAUUUUGCACGAAAGAUGCGGGGGUUCCCAUAAAGUCCUUCAGUCCGGAACCGAUCGUGCAUCCGGUUCUCGACCAGCACGAUGCUGUAAAGCAGAUAAAACCGUGGCUCGAUAGGCUGCACGUGAUCGUGAUUGGUCCCGGUCUGGGAAGAGAAGAGAAGGUCUUCAAAGUAAUCGCGGACGUCAUCGUGAUUUGUCGCGAUCUGAAGAAGCCCUUGAUCAUAGAUGCGGAUGGUCUCUUCCUGAUUACCCAGAAGCCAGAACUGGUCAAGGAAUAUCCGGGGCUCAUCUUAACGCCGAACGCGAUGGAGUUCUCUCGACUGGCCAAGGCCUUUCUGGAAAAGUCGAUACAGCCGGCUCCGGUCGCUAAAAUAUCGGACGUUAAACACCUCGCCGAUGUCAUCGGGAAAAACGUCGUCGUUCUGCACAAGGGUGCCAAGGACGUGAUCGUCGAUGGUCACAAGGGCACGGAGACAUUGUCCUGUGGAACUUCCGGAUCUCCGAGAAGAUGCGGGGGCCAAGGUGAUCUGCUGUCAGGAGCUUUGGCCGUCUUCUACUGGUGGGCCCUCAGUGCUGGCCCCAGUGAGUGUGCCUUGUCCCCGGCGAUGACGGCCUCCUAUGCUGCGUCCAGGUUGACAAGAGAGUGCAACGCUGCCGCGUUCAAGAUCAAACAGCGAAGCAUGCUUACGACAGAUAUGAUUGAAUUCAUACAACCCGUAUUCGCUAAAUUGUUCGAAACGCACGUUUACAAAUGAACUUCACGUGAUGUGACUCUUGACGCACUUAUAAUUUGGCCAAAAUUAUCAUUCUUACGAAUUUUAAGCUAUUCAUACCGUGGAAUAACUCUUCGUUUUUAGGUAAUAAUACACGAAUCUUGAAAUAACUCAACUCUUGUACUUCACUCGCUUUCUCAUAACGUUUCAUUUCGUAUGCUUACUGACAAGAUAAUUUGCCCGAGGUGGGGAUAAGAUUUAAUAAAAUACCGCCAACAUUGUAUAUUGUCAUACUUCAUCUCAAGCUUGGUUUAACGCACAUCAUACAAGUAUGGGAGCGUGAUUUAUUGUGAUGUAUAAAAGAACAAAAAAGUUUUCGAUAAA